UGGGCGCGAAAAAUUCAUGAGUAGUAAAUGUCAAAAAUUUGAACCACUGCUGAAAGUUUUGUUUACUAAUUUACAUUCGAGAUGGGUAUUCAGGGUUUAGCUAAGUUAAUUGCUGAUCAAGCUCCUUCAGCGGUGAAAGAAAAUGAAAUUAAGAAUUAUUUUGGACGUAAAAUAGCCAUUGAUGCAUCAAUGUGUAUUUAUCAGUUUUUAAUCGCAGUGCGUCAAGAAGCAAAUAUGUUGACUAAUAGUGAAGGAGAAACGACAAGUCAUGUAGUCGGCUUGUUUUAUCGAACCAUUCGAAUGAUUGAUAAUGGUAUCAAGCCUGUAUUUGUCUUUGAUGGUAAGCCACCACAGAUGAAAUCUUCUGAAUUAGACAAACGUCAACAGCGGCGUGAGGAAGCUCAAAAGAACUUGGAGAAAGCUGAAGAGCAAGGUGAUGUAGAAGAUGUCAAUAAAUUUACUAGAAGACUGGUAAAAGUGACCAAACAGCAUAAUGAAGAUUGCAAGCAACUCUUAAAACUUAUGGGUGUACCAUAUGUAGAGGCUCCAUGUGAAGCAGAAGCUCAGUGUGCUGCAUUAGUAAAAGCUGGAAAAGUAUAUGCUACUGCUACUGAAGAUAUGGACGCACUAACAUUUGGAUCAAAUGUUCUCCUGAGGCACAUGACAUUCAGUGAAGCUAGGAAAAUGCCUAUUAAAGAAUUUUACUUGAAUCAAGUGCUAGAAGAUCUCGGGCUAGGUCAAGAAGAGUUCAUCGACCUGUGCAUUCUUCUUGGCUGUGAUUAUUGUGAAAGUAUUAAAGGAGUUGGCCCAAAGAAAGCCUUUGAACUUGUCAAAGCACAUAAAAAACUUGAAACCAUUAUCGAAAAGCUUGAUAAAAGAUAUAAAGUUCCUGAUGGGUGGAUGUAUAAAGAAGCAAGAGAAUUGUUCAAGGCCCCUGAAGUUGCUGAAUGUGAAAAAAUAGAGUUGAAGUGGACUGAACCUGAUGAAGAGGGUCUGUUGAAGUUUCUAUGUGAAACAAAAGGUUUUAGUGAAGACAGAGUUAAAAAUGGAGUGAAGAAACUUCUAAAAGCAAGACAAGGGAGUACUCAAGGAAGAUUAGACUCAUUCUUCACAGUCAUACCUAAAACCAACCCAGUUAAAAGAAAGGCUGAAGAAGCUGGCAAUGCCAAGAAGAAGAAAGCUGGUGGAAAGGGCCAAUAUAAACGGGGAAAAUGAUCUCAUUUUAUCAAAUUAUUUUAAUUAUUCACAUAUUUCAUUAAAAAACAUAGUGCUUCGUGUCUGUGAAACAUACAUGAUAUUUUUGUACAUUUGGUUAAACUCUUCAAAAUAAACUUUUGUGUUGUAACCUUAUUGUUUUUCAUUCUCAUAUUUUAGCGAUUUUCUCAUUCAGUUGGAGAAAAGCUUAUAGUGUUUGCUUCUGCUUAUAUCUUAAUAU
Messenger RNA from Uloborus diversus, 1435 nucleotides. RefSeq names its product flap endonuclease 1-like (gene Fen1). NCBI's taxonomy places the organism in Eukaryota, Metazoa, Arthropoda, Arachnida, Araneae, Uloboridae. The transcript has 12 exons. Gene Ontology annotation, molecular function: magnesium ion binding; DNA binding; 5'-flap endonuclease activity. Bases 82 to 1215 code for a protein of 377 amino acids. The record is from RefSeq and is a predicted model, not a curated record. Gene Ontology annotation, cellular component: nucleus.